Molecule: messenger RNA, 1559 nt
Organism: Malania oleifera
Lineage: Eukaryota; Viridiplantae; Streptophyta; Magnoliopsida; Santalales; Ximeniaceae
Product: F-box protein At4g35930
Exons: 6
Coding region: 466-1242 (258 amino acids)
Molecular function (GO): protein binding
Source: RefSeq, a predicted model, not a curated record
GCGCACCAGCUUCAUUUCCUAUUGCGUACCCAUCGGUUUGUGUUCUGCUGCUGAUAAAUUAGGCGGGCAUUUGCGUGAAAUUCAAAUACCCACCAAACCCUAGAAGGUCCCAUUUCUCCCUCCUCUCUCUCUCUCUCUCUCUCUCUCUGGACUUUCUCUAUUUUUUUUUUUUUUUUUUAAGCUUUUGUUUUUUUUUUUCCUUCGUGUGUUGGCUCUGUAAAUCGCGAGGGAAAGCUCUGCGAUGAGGGUUUCGCGCUUGUGAUGGAGUUAAGAAACGAUUUCUGAUGGUUUCUUCUUCGUGAUUCCUAAAGGGAAGUUGAUUGAAAUGGCUGCGGAGAUCGUUAAUCAUGUUCACUGAGGAUUGCUUAAGUUAUUUUUUAGUUGAAAAAUUGAAGAUCUAUUACGGGAAAGAGACUUAGUUGAGCACAAAAUUUUGGUAAAAGGGAAAAAGAGGAGGAAAAUAUUAUGGGAAAAGUUUCUCCAAAAGAUAGGGGGUCGAAGACUCCCAAACAGAAGAGGCGAUUACGGAGCUCCAGCAACAAGUAUUUGAGGCCUGGUGCUCUUGCUCAACUUCGGUAUAAUAAGGCUUCAGCUGCUAAAUCUUGUACUGAUCUUGGGAAGAAAAGAGUGGCUGUUCUCGAUGCGAUUAAGAUUGCCAAUGAUGAUGUUUCGCUUCAAACUAAGGAUUUUGAGAAAACCCCUUUGAUGUUAUCACCUGUAGAUUUGCGGAAGCAGAAUAAUUUGGUGAGAACUCCGAAGACUCCCCAGCCUGAUGACUCUGACUCUGAGUCUAGACUUGAGUCUCUCCCAAUGGAUUUACUGGUCAAAAUUUUAUGCCACUUGCAUCAUGACCAACUGCGAGCAGUUUUUCACGUUUCUGAAAGGAUUAGAAAGGCUGUUUUGCUUGCUAGGCAGUUCCACUUUAAUUACACAACCCCUGAUCGCUCUAGACAGGAGAUGUUGAGCACAAUGACUCCACUCCCAACAGAACACUGGCCGUUCAUAAGAAAAAGAGGUGGAAAGAACAUCUGUAUACGAAGCCCACACACCCCCAAGGCACCGAAGCAAGGCCCUCGGCCUCCACGAACCAAACUAGCUGAGAUGAGGCAGAUUACUGCUGUUCUCUUUCCGGAGUCAGCAUUUCCUUCAAGAUGCAUGGUGCCGUCCGUUUUGGCAUCAAGUCGGGUUUUGUUCUACGAGGAUGAGUUAUGCCAGGCUGUUGCUCAGAAUAAACUUCUGUAAUUUUUUUGUGGUUUGCUCUGGUUUUGUCUGUAUAGUUUUAGCGUCCCUAAAGAUAGUCAUCUCUAGAUAAGGAAGGAUGCUGUUUGUAGUUUUUCUUGGGCAGUUUUGGUUGUUUGAUGCAUCUGAUUUGCCUUCUGGAGUGGUCAAAAAUUUAUAUGCGAUGGUUAUGGGAAUAACAUGUAAUAGGCUGGUUACUUGUGUAUAGUUUUCUUUGUUUUGGGACUGGUUGGCCAAUUGCUGCGUUUUAUAAUGAACACUAGUUUUUUAAGUGCAUUUGAUUGUCUUAUUAUUAUUAUUAUUCAAUUUUUACUUCAAAA